AUGUCUACACACAGUAUUCAAGACGAGGCCGAGGCCGAUAGAGCUCAGAUGAUGAAAAAGAUUCUUAGUGCUGCAUUUUAUGCACUGGCUUCAUUUAUGAUAACAGUUGUUAAUAAAACUGUGCUAACAACUUAUGCUUUCCCAUCCUAUCAAGUGUUAGGAUUGGGGCAGAUGGCGGCGACGAUAUUAGUAUUGUGGAGCGGCAGACACCUGCAAUUAGUACAAUUCCCGCCAUUGGACAGUGGAGUAGCACGUCGUAUUUGGCCUUUACCAAUUAUCUAUUUAGGUAACAUGGCCACUGGACUUGGCGGCACAAAGGAACUCAGUUUGCCCAUGUUUACAGCUCUGAGACGAUUUAGUAUUUUAAUGACAAUGUUGGGUGAAAGAUUUGUCCUUGGUGUCAGAGCAUCCUGGCCUGUACAAGCAAGUGUCCUGGCCAUGGUUGGGGGUGCCUUGCUGGCUGCUGCAGAUGAUGUUACAUUCUCAGUAGCGGGGUACACACUUGUAUUACUAAAUGAUGCUUUUACUGCAGCUAAUGGCGUGUACAUGAAGAAAAAAUUAGAUUCUAAGGAACUUGGAAAGUAUGGACUAAUGUACUAUAAUGCCCUAUUUAUGAUUAUACCUGCGGCAAUAGUUGCCUGGUGCAUGGGAGAUUUAGAACGCUCAGUGGCAUACCCACACUGGAAUGAUUUAUUAUUUCUAGUGCAAUUUUUAAUGUCAUGUGUGAUGGGAUUUGUUUUAUCAUAUAGUGUCAUGUUGUGUACUCAGUACAAUAGUGCCUUAACAACCACUAUCAUUGGAUGCCUUAAGAAUAUUUUAGUGACAUAUUUGGGAAUGGUAAUAGGUGGAGACUAUGUAUUUUCAUGGCUCAAUUUCAUAGGAUUGAAUAUUAGUGUGUUUGCAAGUCUCCUCUAUACAUAUGUCACAUUCAAGCGUAAACCCACUCCUAGUUAUGUACUUGUAAACAAUGCAAAGAUUGAUACUGUAUAG
Messenger RNA from Diatraea saccharalis (sugarcane borer), 990 nucleotides. NCBI's taxonomy places the organism in Eukaryota, Metazoa, Arthropoda, Insecta, Lepidoptera, Crambidae. The record is from the annotation of a GenBank genome assembly.